UGAGGGAGAGAAAAAGAGAGGAAUGGAGAGGGAGGGAGGGAGAGAGAAUAUGAGAGAUUGGCGGUCUUCUCUUUCUGUUUUUGCUCUGAAUUUCUGAUACGUAACGUUCAAACUUUGGAAUAUAUUUCUCUUUCAUUUCUUCUCUCUCUCUCUUUUAAAAAGCCUUUUCCCUUUUCUCUCUCUCUUUAACUGCCUUUCCUCCCCCUUCUCCUCCCUCUUCUCUGCAGUUCUCUCCCUCCACCAAAUGCUUCCCAAAUCCACCGGAAUCCUCUGGCUCGACGGCGACCAUGAAGACGCCACUUCUUGGAUAACAACAACCAACCACGACAACCACCACUCCCUCCCCGUUCCACCUGCCCCCUCCAUUUCCUCCUUCAAAUCCAUUCUCCAAUCCGACUGCUACAUCAACUCUUCUACUCCUCUCAAUCCUUCUCACCAAGAUUUCCAUUCCCUUUCUUCUCAUCCCCACAUUCCUGACCUUCCUUUCUCCUCCAAUCCUUCUGAUAACUUCCUCUUACACCCUUUAGAUUCCUCCUCUUCCUGCUCUCCUUCUCACGCUUUUCCUCUCCAUCCUUCCCAUUCCAACUCCAUCUUACCAUCUCACAAAUCUUCCUGCUUUUCUUCUCUUCUUAACGUUGUUUGCGGUUCCAGUUUUGAUAAUGCCUUUGAUUUAGGCGGUGAAAAUGGUCUGCUUGGAUCUUACCAGGGUAACCAAGCUUUGAUGGGUUUCACUGGCAUUUCUUCUCUUCCUCAAAUCGCUACUCAGGAACUCACCUUAAACAACUCCGACUUUCACGUUCCCGAUAAUCCUCCGGCAUUUGGUGCUGGAUUUAAUUCGGCGGCUGCUUUUGAGAACUUCGAUGCCUGUGGUAAUGCUCUGUUUCAGAACAGGUCUAAGGUUUUGAGACCUCUCGAAGUGUUCCCGGAGGUCGGUGCGCAGCCGACUCUGUUUCAGAAGCGGGCGGCGCAUCGAGUUGGCUCUGGUGGAGCUGAUAAACUAGAGAAUUUGGAGGUUUCGGGUUUUAAAUUAGAAGAAGGCCCAAUGUGGACGCCAAAUUUGGAGAGGCUGAGGAAGAUGAACGGCGAUGAGGACAUUGAGGACGGCAGCGUGGAUGUUUCUCGCUUCAAUUAUGAUUCCGACGAACCCAUUGAGUAUAAUAAGCAAGAGGAUAAUGUUAAUGCUAAAAACUGUGGAAGCAAUUCCAAUGCCAACAGUACUAUCACUGGCGGAGACCAGAAGGGGAAGAAGAAGGGGCUGCCGGCGAAAAAUCUGAUGGCGGAGCGGCGGCGGAGAAAGAAGCUGAAUGAUAGACUUUACAUGCUUAGGUCCGUCGUACCCAAGAUAAGCAAGAUGGAUAGAGCUUCAAUACUUGGAGAUGCCAUUGACUACUUGAAGGAGCUUCUUCAAAGGAUAAAUGAUCUCCAUAAAGAACUUGAGUCGACCCCUCCUGGUUCUGUGUUGCAACCUUCUGCGAGCUUUCACCCGUUGACGCCGACGCUGCCAACUCUUCCCUGUCGUGUCAAAGAGGAGCUGUGUCCAAGCAACCUGUCCAGCCCCAAUACACAGCCUGCCAGGGUUGAAGUCCGGGUUAGAGAAGGCAGAGCUGUCAAUAUUCACAUGUUUUGUUCUCGCAAGCCGGGUCUCUUGCUAUCCACCAUGAGGGCUUUGGAUAACCUUGGCUUGGACAUCCAACAAGCUGUAAUCAGCUGUUUCAAUGGAUUUGCUUUAGACGUGUUUCGUGCAGAGCAAUCCAAGGAAGGUCAGGAGAUGUUGCCUGAGCAAAUAAAAGCAGUGCUGUUGGAUUCAGCUGGUUUACAUGGUGUUGUAUAACUGAAGCUAUUAACACAAAUGAAGCAGCUCUUUCCAUUGAUGGAUGGAAUAAUUGAUGUGUUUUUAUGCAUCAACAAAUUCUGUAAAUCCAACAACCAACAUUCAGCUUAGCCCCGUCUUAUUCUUGAAGGCAACAACCACAAGUAGGUGUGGCCAAAUAUUUUGUGGGUUUAGUACUUUACCUCUCUUGCUUUCAGAACAUAAUUGCAAGAUCAACCUCAUGUGUCACACUUCAUUUGGUUGAGUUUUUUGGAAUAAGAUUUUUCUUCUUAAACGUAGUUUACUUCUGUUACAGCCUUUCUAAA
Cucumis sativus (cucumber) is the source of this 2136-nucleotide messenger RNA. Its product is annotated as transcription factor ICE1. Gene Ontology annotation, molecular function: DNA-binding transcription factor activity; protein dimerization activity; sequence-specific DNA binding. Bases 245 to 1831 code for a protein of 528 amino acids. The transcript is spliced from 4 exons. Gene Ontology annotation, cellular component: nucleus. Gene Ontology annotation, biological process: regulation of DNA-templated transcription. NCBI's taxonomy places the organism in Eukaryota, Viridiplantae, Streptophyta, Magnoliopsida, Cucurbitales, Cucurbitaceae. The record is from RefSeq and is a predicted model, not a curated record.